CGCACAUGAAUGACGUUUGACGUCCCAAUGACCGUGAGCUGCGUGAAACCCCACUCUGACAUCCAUGCUUUAGGAUCAAGCAUACACAAAACCAAACACAAUGAUGAGUUUAGCGGGUUUAUUGCAUAGUCUGAGACGUUCAUUGCUUCACUUAGAAGGAAAGCUUCUUCAGUCUGCAGGAUUUGACGGACAUUUGGCACCUGCGCUUGCAUUGAAUGGCCCUAGACUGCAGGUCCAACCCCAGCAGGACGAGCAUCUUGAUGAAGAGCAGCAGAGCCCAGAACAGCCGCCUGGCAUCCUGGACAACAUUAUGUGGAUGGCAGCGCCUAAGAAAAGACGCUCUAUAGAAAUCAACCGUACUAGAAGAAGAGCAGUCGAAAAACUAAUAAAAGUCAAGGACAACGUGGUACCAUGUUUGGAGUGCGGCCACCUAAAGCAGAAGCAUGUCCUAUGUGGGUUCUGUUACGAGAAGGUACGCAGAGAAACGUCGCUCAUUCGCAUUCAAAUAAACGCCCAGGAAGGAGGCCCGCUGAAGGCUCCAGCCACUGAGACGGUUGUCCUGUAUGAGGGAGAGAUGCCGGGCGACCAGGACCAAGACAAGAGGAUAGUGGAGAGAGCAAGGAAACGACCCACCUGGUUCACCUAAUGGGAUUAAACGUCGGAUUGUGUGAACACAUUAAGACACACAAAUAUAUUGUGCGUGUACAAACAGUUGAAUGGCAAGUUUUUUGCCAUUUGGUUUCAUGUACUUUAUUUGUAUGUUAUGUCUAUUGUCUCAUGUCUACGUCUGGAAUUCAAAAGCAAACUGUUGCAUUGUGUUAGUAAUUAUUUUACAAUACACCAUAUGGACAAAACAAGCAACUCAUACAAAUGUUUAUGUAAUAUUUUGCUAAUAAAAUUAUCUCUAGCCAUG
Molecule: messenger RNA, 913 nt
Organism: Gadus macrocephalus (Pacific cod)
Lineage: Eukaryota; Metazoa; Chordata; Actinopteri; Gadiformes; Gadidae
Gene: mrpl32
Product: mitochondrial ribosomal protein L32
Exons: 3
Coding region: 101-646 (181 amino acids)
Biological process (GO): translation
Cellular component (GO): mitochondrial large ribosomal subunit
Molecular function (GO): structural constituent of ribosome
Source: RefSeq, a predicted model, not a curated record